AUGGAUUUCCACCAUCCCUAUACGCCUUACGAUAUUCAACUCCAAUUUAUGCAGGCCUUGUACGCUUGCCUAGAAGAUAGCAAGAUCGCUGUAUUUGAAUCCCCAACUGGUACUGGAAAAUCUCUAAGCUUAAUCUGUGGUUCUUUGACCUGGCUUCGAGAUCACAAGCGAAAGGCCUUCCAGGAAACCGUUAAUGCAACAUGCGAUGACGAUGAACCCGAAUGGAUGAUAGAACAUGCCAAACGGGAAUCCAGGCGUGCUAUUACCGAAAAGAGACAAGAAUUCGAGGCCCGACUAGCCAAUAUCCGACAAGAGGAAGAACGUGUGAAACAGGCCCAGGACAGCGCAGAUCGACCCCGUAAAAAGCUGCGACUUGACGACUCAGCACCGGAACUUGUUGAAGAAGACGAUCAAUUUGUUCUCGAUGACUAUGACAGCGACACAGAAAAUCGGAAAAAGCAGAAUGACUCUGGGAAUUCUGACGGCCUGUCUGCAAGCACUUUAGCCUUGCUAGAACGGUUCCAAGGGAAAUUCUCGACAAAGAAAGAUAAAGAGGAUGACGGAGAUGAUGAGAUCAAGAUCUUUUUUUGCUCAAGAACGCAUUCGCAGCUAAGCCAGUUUGCUGGUGAAUUGCGACGAGUCAACUUCCCAUCUAGUAUACCUAGUGACCUUGAUCUGGAGAGCAAAGAUGACCUCUCCAAACUCGAAGAGCGUGUGAAACACCUGUCGCUUGGGUCCAGAAAGAACCUGUGCAUCAAUCCAAAAGUCCGAGCCUUGGAGAACAACACCGCGAUUAACGAAAAAUGUUUGGAUUUACAGCAAGCGGGUGUAGCAGCCGACAAGAAGUGCUCAUUUAUUCCCUCCAAAGACGACGAGGCCCUGGCUCUGGAGUUUAGGGACCAUGCUUUGGCGACAGUCAGGGACAUCGAAGACAUUGCCGAGGUUGGGAAAAAGCUCGGAAUAUGUCCUUACUACGCAUCUCGUCCAGUUAUCAAACACAGCGAGAUUGUCACACUUCCAUAUCCCUUGCUACUGCAAAGAUCAGCUCGUGAGGCCCUCAAUCUCUCCGUCAAAGGCCACAUUGUCAUCAUCGAUGAAGCUCACAACCUCAUGGAUGCAAUAGCUGGCAUUCAUUCGGUGACUGUCUCACUCAGUCAAAUUCAGACUGCCAUCGGCCAGCUGACAACAUAUGCCCGCAAGUUCAAGAACAGACUGAAAGGGAAGAAUCGAAACUAUGUUGCGCAAGUCAUCCGGUUGGUGAGCUCCAUUGCGGAGCAUAUGAAGUCAAUCUCUCAGCAAAAAGGACCACUAGAAGGCUCGGUGCAAACGUCGGAUCUCAUGGCUGGAAAGGGAGUUGACCAGAUCAACCCUUAUAAGCUCUCUAGGUAUCUGCAAGAGAGCAAGCUCGCCCGGAAAGUUGACGGCUACCUUGAAUCCUCGCAACAACCACAACCUGGUCGAUUCAAGGAUAAGACAACAAUGCCGGUUUUGUUUCAUAUUCAAAGCUUUCUUCUUCCUCUUAUGAACCCGUCGCAAGAGGGGCGGCUCUUCUUUCAGAAAAGCCAAGAUGAUGUCUUGUUGAAGUACAUGCUUCUGGACCCUACGAACCACUUUCGGGAAAUUGCCGAAGAUGCUAGGGCCGUCAUUCUAGCUGGCGGUACCAUGUCUCCUAUGUCAGAUUAUGUGAAUCAUUUGUUUUCGUACCUGCCCCCAGAACGACUAGGAACUUUCAGCUAUGGCCAUGUCAUUCCAAAAUCCAAUUUGGUUGCGCAGUCAUUGACUCAAGGGCUGAUGGGAAACGAAUUUGAUUUUACAUAUGAGGCACGAAACUCCGAGAAAAUGUCAUGUUCUGAGUGUAUGGAAGAAGCCCAUUCCCAACGGAAACGGCCAAAGCACUCUCAACCUACUGGAACGGAAGAAGAAGAUCUCUACGAAUCUCGCGAAGCAGUGACCACUACAGACGAUUUGUUGCAGGAGUAUACCGAGGCCGUUGAAUCGGGAUCAGGAGCCUUGCUUCUAUCUAUCGUGGGCGGCAAGCUAUCAGAAGGCAUUAAUUUCUCCGACAAGCUAGGGCGCGGUGUCUUUAUCAUCGGCCUCCCAUUUCCUAAUAUCCGCAGCGCUGUCUGGCAGGCCAAAAUCCAGUACCUCGAGGAGAAGACCUACAAGCAGGCUUCUGGGACCGAGCCGGAAAGGAAAGCAGCAGGUAAGGCAGCGGGCAGGGACUUUUACGAGAAUUCGUGUAUGCGAGCAGUAAACCAGUGCAUUGGACGAGCAAUCAGGCAUGUGAAUGACUAUGCCGCCAUCGUCAUGAUUGACCGCCGACGGAACGAUCCCUUCAACGCCAAACAUCAACGGUCUUGUCGAAACAACCCCGCCGACAAGAUGCCUACCCGUUUCUCGAACACCCGGAAGCACCGCGGCCAUGUGUCUGCCGGUUACGGUCGUAUCGGCAAGCACCGCAAGUCCCCCGGUGGUCGCGGUAUGGCCGGUGGUCAGCACCACCACCGUACCAACAUCGACAAGUUCCACCCUGGUUACUUCGGUAAGGUUGGUAUGCGGUACUUCCACAAGACCAACCAGCAGUUCUGGAAGCCCACUGUCAACGUCGACAAGCUCUGGUCCCUCGUCCCCGCUGAACAGCGUGAUGCCUACCUGAGCGGCCAGAAGACCGAUGUCGCCCCCGUCAUCGACCUCCUGCCCCUCGGCUACUCCAAGGUUCUUGGAAAGGGCCGUCUCCCCAGAUCCCCGUCGUCGUCCGUGCCCGCUACGUCAGCCGUGACGCCGAGGAGAAGAUCAAGGCCGCCGGUGGUGUUGUUGAGCUCGUCGCAUAAGCGUUGA
Messenger RNA from Penicillium mononematosum, 2838 nucleotides. RefSeq names its product DNA helicase (gene chl1). The transcript has 10 exons. Gene Ontology annotation, cellular component: nucleus. The record is from RefSeq and is a predicted model, not a curated record. Lineage: Eukaryota; Fungi; Ascomycota; Eurotiomycetes; Eurotiales; Aspergillaceae. Gene Ontology annotation, molecular function: DNA helicase activity; hydrolase activity, acting on acid anhydrides, in phosphorus-containing anhydrides; DNA binding. Bases 1 to 2838 code for a protein of 945 amino acids. Gene Ontology annotation, biological process: establishment of sister chromatid cohesion; nucleobase-containing compound metabolic process.